AUGGAACAACCGAAAUUUCCUCUACCCAGUCUGAAAGACUUCCUUGGACGGUGGGGUGGUGAAGCCCAGAACCAGCCCUUUGAUGCCAAAACCUACUGCUUUGUGGUUGACUCAAAGGAAGAAUAUGCCAAGGGGAAAAUUAAGAGUAGCCAGGAUGGGAAGGUCACCGUGGAGACGGAAGACAACAGGACCCUGGUGGUUAAACCAGAGGACGUGUACGCCAUGAACCCUCCCAAGUUCGACAAGAUCGAGGACAUGGCCAUGCUCACUCACCUGAAUGAGCCUGCCGUACUGUACAACCUCAAGGACCGCUACACGUCCUGGAUGAUCUAUACCUAUUCAGGCCUCUUCUGUGUCACCGUCAACCCCUACAAGUGGUUGCCGGUAUACAACCCUGAGGUGGUGGAUGGCUACCGAGGCAAAAAGCGCCAGGAGGCCCCGCCCCACAUCUUCUCCAUCUCUGACAAUGCCUACCAGUUCAUGCUGACAGAUCGUGAAAACCAGUCCAUCCUGAUCACCGGAGAAUCCGGGGCCGGGAAGACUGUGAACACCAAGCGGGUCAUCCAGUACUUUGCAACAAUUGCAGCCACUGGUGACCUUGCCAAGAAAAAGGACUCCAAAAUGAAGGGGACCCUGGAAGAUCAAAUUAUCAGCGCCAACCCCCUGCUGGAGGCCUUUGGCAACGCCAAGACCGUGAGGAACGACAACUCCUCCCGCUUUGGCAAAUUCAUCCGCAUCCAUUUUGGCACCACUGGGAAGCUGGCAUCCGCAGACAUUGAAACUUAUCUGCUGGAAAAAUCCAGAGUCACCUUCCAGCUGAAGGCGGAGAGAAGCUACCACAUCUUCUACCAGAUUCUUUCCAACAAGAAGCCUGAGCUGUGUGAGUUGCUGUUGAUUACGACCAAUCCCUAUGACUACCCGUUCAUCAGCCAGGGUGAAAUUCUGGUGGCCAGCAUUGACGAUGCUGAGGAGCUGUUGGCUACAGAUAGUGCCAUUGACAUCUUGGGCUUCACCCCAGAGGAGAAAUCUGGACUUUAUAAACUGACAGGGGCUGUGAUGCAUUAUGGGAACAUGAAGUUCAAGCAGAAGCAGCGAGAGGAGCAAGCUGAGCCAGAUGGCACUGAAGUGGCUGACAAGACAGCCUACUUGAUGGGCCUGAAUUCUUCAGACCUCCUCAAAGCCCUGUGCUUUCCCAGAGUCAAAGUCGGGAAUGAGUAUGUGACAAAGGGCCAAACUGUGGACCAGGUUCACCACGCUGUGAACGCCCUCUCCAAGUCUGUUUAUGAAAAGCUCUUCUUGUGGAUGGUCACUCGAAUCAACCAGCAACUAGACACCAAGCUCCCAAGACAACACUUCAUCGGGGUCUUGGACAUUGCAGGUUUUGAAAUUUUUGAGUAUAACAGCCUGGAGCAGCUGUGCAUCAACUUCACCAACGAGAAACUGCAACAGUUUUUCAACCACCACAUGUUCGUGCUGGAGCAGGAGGAGUACAAGAAGGAAGGCAUCGAGUGGACCUUCAUCGACUUCGGGAUGGACCUGGCUGCCUGCAUCGAGCUCAUUGAGAAGCCAAUGGGCAUCUUCUCCAUACUGGAAGAGGAGUGCAUGUUCCCCAAGGCGACAGACACCUCCUUCAAGAACAAGCUGUAUGACCAGCACCUGGGAAAAUCUAACAACUUCCAGAAGCCUAAGGUGGUCAAAGGCAAGGCCGAGGCCCACUUCUCCCUCAUUCACUAUGCGGGCACCGUGGACUACAGUGUCUCAGGCUGGCUGGAGAAGAACAAGGACCCCCUGAAUGAAACCGUAGUGGGGCUGUACCAGAAGUCCUUCAACAGACUCCUAGCGCACCUCUAUGCCACCUUUGCUACAACCGAUGCUGACAGUGGGAAGAAGAAAGUGGCUAAGAAAAAAGGCUCUUCCUUCCAAACAGUCUCUGCACUUUUCAGGGAAAACCUGAACAAACUGAUGUCCAACUUAAGAACCACACAUCCUCACUUUGUGCGUUGUAUAAUACCCAAUGAGACCAAGACCCCAGGGGCCAUGGAACAUAGCCUGGUCCUGCAUCAGCUGAGGUGUAACGGUGUGCUGGAAGGUAUCCGAAUCUGCAGGAAGGGAUUCCCCAACAGGAUCCUGUAUGGGGACUUUAAACAAAGAUACCGAGUACUGAAUGCCAGUGCCAUCCCAGAGGGCCAGUUCAUUGACAGCAAAAAGGCUUGCGAGAAGCUCUUGGCUUCCAUUGACAUUGAUCACACACAGUACAAAUUUGGACAUACGAAGGUGUUCUUUAAGGCCGGCUUGCUUGGAACCCUGGAAGAGAUGAGGGAUGACCGCUUGGCCAAACUGAUCACUCGGACUCAAGCAGUGUGCAGAGGGUUUCUCAUGCGUGUGGAAUUCCAGAAGAUGAUGCAAAGGAGGGAGUCCAUCUUCUGCAUCCAGUACAACAUCCGUGCCUUCAUGAACGUUAAGCACUGGCCCUGGAUGAAGCUCUUCUUCAAGAUCAAGCCCCUGCUGAAGAGCGCAGAGACUGAGAAGGAGAUGGCUACCAUGAAGGAAGAGUUCCAGAAAACCAAAGAUGAGCUCGCCAAGUCAGAGGCAAAGAGGAAGGAGCUGGAGGAAAAGCUGGUCACUCUGGUACAAGAGAAGAAUGACCUGCAACUUCAAGUACAGGCUGAGAGUGAAAAUUUGUUGGAUGCCGAGGAACGAUGUGACCAGCUGAUCAAAGCCAAAUUCCAGCUGGAGGCCAAAAUCAAAGAGGUGACAGAGAGAGCUGAGGAUGAGGAGGAGAUCAACGCUGAGCUGACAGCCAAGAAGAGGAAGCUGGAGGAUGAGUGCACAGAGCUGAAGAAAGACAUCGACGACCUUGAGCUGACACUGGCCAAGGUUGAGAAGGAGAAGCAUGCUACAGAAAACAAGGUUAAAAACCUUACUGAGGAGCUGGCUGGGUUAGAUGAGACCAUUGCAAAGCUAACAAGGGAGAAGAAGGCCCUCCAAGAGGCCCACCAGCAGACCCUGGAUGACCUCCAGGCUGAAGAAGACAAGGUCAACUCUCUGAGCAAGCUCAAGAGCAAGCUGGAGCAACAAGUGGAUGAUCUGGAGAGUUCCUUAGAACAAGAAAAGAAGCUACGUGUGGACCUGGAAAGGAACAAAAGGAAGCUGGAGGGAGACCUGAAGCUUGCCCAGGAGUCCAUGUUAGAUCUGGAGAAUGACAAGCAACAGCUGGAUGAGAGGCUCAAGAAGAAGGACUUUGAAUACUGUCAGCUGCAAAGCAAAGUGGAAGACGAGCAGACACUGAGCCUCCAGCUUCAGAAGAAAAUCAAAGAGUUACAGCUGCGGAAGAAGCACGCGGACAGCGCAGCCGAGCUGGCGGAACAGAUCGACAAUCUGCAGCGCGUCAAGCAGAAGCUGGAGAAGGAGAAGAGUGAGUUCAAGCUGGAGAUCAGCGACCUCUCCAGUAGCAUGGAGAGCGUGUCCAAAUCUAAGGCCAAUCUGGAGAAGAUAUGCCGAACUCUGGAGGACCAGUUAAGUGAGGCGAGGGGCAAGAAUGAGGAGACCCAGAGGAGCCUGAGCGAGCUGACAACACAGAAGUCCCGGCUGCAGACGGAGGCCGGUGAGCUGAGUCGUCAACUGGAAGAAAAGGAGAGCAUAGUAUCUCAACUUUCCAGGAGCAAGCAAGCCUUUACUCAACAGAUAGAGGAGCUCAAGAGGCAGUUGGAGGAAGAGAGCAAGGCCAAGAAUGCUCUGGCCCAUGCCCUGCAGUCCUCCCGUCAUGACUGUGACCUGCUGCGUGAACAGUAUGAGGAGGCAAGGGCCAUGUCCAAGGCUAACAGUGAGGUGGCCCAGUGGAGGACAAAAUAUGAGACAGAUGCCAUCCAGCGCACGGAGGAGCUGGAGGAAGCCAAAAAAAAACUGGCUCAGCGCCUUCAGGAUUCAGAGGAGCAGGUUGAGGCUGUAAAUGCAAAGUGUGCUUCCUUGGAAAAGACCAAGCAGAGGCUCCAAGGGGAGGUAGAGGAUCUGAUGGUGGACGUAGAAAGAGCCAACUCCCUGGCUGCUGCUCUGGACAAGAAGCAGAGGAACUUUGACAAGGUGCUAGCUGAGUGGAAGACAAAAUGUGAGGAGAGCCAAGCAGAGCUGGAGGCAGCUCUCAAGGAGUCCCGAUCCUUGAGCACUGAGCUCUUCAAACUGAAAAAUGCCUAUGAGGAAGCCUUGGAUCAACUUGAAACCGUGAAACGGGAGAAUAAGAACUUAGAACAAGAGAUAGCGGAUCUCACUGAGCAAAUUGCCGAGAAUGGGAAAAGCAUCCACGAGCUAGAGAAAUCCAGAAAGCAGAUGGAGCUGGAAAAGGCUGAUAUCCAGAUGGCCCUGGAGGAAGCAGAGGCAGCUCUUGAGCACGAAGAAGCCAAGAUCCUCCGAAUUCAGCUGGAACUGACCCAGGUGAAGUCAGAGAUUGACAGGAAGAUUGCAGAGAAGGAUGAAGAGAUUGAGCAACUGAAGAGGAACUACCAGAGGACAGUGGAGACCAUGCAAGGGGCCCUGGACGCUGAGGUGCGCAGCAGGAAUGAGGCCAUCCGGCUCAAGAAGAAGAUGGAGGGUGACCUCAAUGAGAUUGAGAUCCAGCUGAGCCAUGCCAACCGCCAGGCUGCAGAGAACCUCAAGCACCUCCGGAGUGUCCAGGGACAGCUGAAGGACACCCAGCUGCACCUGGAUGAUGCUCUCCGGGGCCAGGAGGACCUGAAGGAGCAACUGGCUAUUGUGGAGCGCAGAGCCAACCUGCUGCAGGCAGAGGUGGAGGAGCUGCGGGCCACGCUGGAGCAGACAGAGAGGGCCCGGAAGCUGGCAGAGCAGGAGCUGCUGGAUUCCAAUGAGAGGGUGCAGUUGUUGCACACCCAGAACACCAGCCUCAUCCACACCAAGAAGAAGUUGGAGACAGACCUCACACAGCUCCAGAGUGAGGUGGAGGAUGCCAGCAGGGAUGCAAGGAACGCAGAAGAGAAGGCCAAAAAGGCCAUCACUGAUGCCGCCAUGAUGGCGGAGGAGCUGAAGAAGGAGCAGGACACCAGCGCCCACCUGGAGCGGAUGAAGAAGAACCUGGAGCAGACGGUGAAGGACCUGCAGCACCGUCUAGAUGAGGCUGAGCAGCUGGCACUGAAGGGCGGCAAGAAGCAGAUCCAGAAACUGGACGCCCAGAUCAGAGAGCUGGAGUUUGAGCUGGAAGGGGAGCAGAAAAGGAACACAGAGUCUGUGAAGGGCCUGAGGAAGUAUGAGCGUCGGGUCAAGGAGCUCACGUACCAGAGCGAGGAGGACAGGAAGAAUGUACUGAGAUUGCAGGAUCUGGUGGAUAAACUUCAAGUGAAAGUCAAGUCCUACAAGAGGCAGGCUGAGGAGGCUGAUGAACAAGCCAAUGUUCAUCUCACCAAGUUCCGGAAAGCCCAGCAUGAGCUGGAGGAGGCAGAGGAACGUGCUGAUAUUGCAGAAUCGCAAGUCAAUAAACUGCGGGCUAAGACCCGGGACUUCACUUCCAGCAGGAUGGUGGUCCAUGAAAGUGAGGAGUAAGCGAGCCUUCCUGAUGCAGGGCGGAAGACAUGCAGAUGUGUAUUUUCAUGGCUCUUGGCAAUCGUACUUAAGUUCCAUGCGACUCUUUUCCACAUGCAAUAAAAUUUGCCUUGUUUUCAA
Cricetulus griseus (Chinese hamster) is the source of this 5667-nucleotide messenger RNA. NCBI's taxonomy places the organism in Eukaryota, Metazoa, Chordata, Mammalia, Rodentia, Cricetidae. The record is from RefSeq and is a predicted model, not a curated record.